UGACACUGUGACAGACAGAGACAGGUGGGGGUGAAAAUGAAGCCCCUGGAGAGCAGAGCGCUGACUUGAGCCGCACAGCUGUUUAAAUCCGUCAGGCUGAUGUGUGAGCCCCUGUGAUCAGAGACAGAGGCCAACAAAGGAGCCACACGAACAUGCUGGUCAGUCGAGUGGAACACGCGGGUUGAGCCACACGGGACAGAGAAAAAGAAAAAGCUGCUGUUAACUGGAACAUCUCAAUGGAUGUGAAACAGGAGACCUUUGAUGUGGACAGAAAUAUCAUGGAGAAAACUGUAACUAUUAAGGAGGAGGACUGUGAGUGGGAGUCCAUCUACCUUAAACAGGAAAGUCUGAGCAUCAAGGAGGAGGACAGUGAACUGCAGCCAAUGGGCAUUAAAGAAGAACCUGAAGAGAAGUCUGUCAGUAUUAAAACACAUAACCAUACAAAUAUGGACAGUGUAAAAGAAGACAACCUUCAUGAUGGGUUUCAAGAUGUAAUGGUGACCAGGUUAGACUCUUCUCAUAGCAGACACUUUUCAUCUUCAGAGCCUUCCAUCAAUGUGAAGUCUGAAUCAUUAGAGUCUGAACCAAAGAGGGCUGAGGAAACUACAUCUGUUAGAGCUCAGAAAAAUAAGCAACCACCUUCAAAGAAGUCUGGAAAAAGAAAAAAAGAUCACUGCAGUGUGGAAUGUGGCAGAGAAUUCUCUAACAGGAGUGCUCUUCAGAAACACACGAGAGUUCACACGGGAGAGAAGAUAUAUUGCUGUAAUGAAUGUGGCAAACAGUUUUCACAAAUGAGUAGUCUUCAGAAACACAUGAGAGUUCACACAGGAGAGAAGCCAUAUUGCUGUAAUGAAUGUGGUAAACCGUUUUCACAAAUAGGCAGUCUUCACAAGCACACUAGAGUUCACACUGGAGAGAAGCCAUAUUGCUGUACUGAAUGUGGUAAACAGUUUUCACGGAGAGUCAGUCUUCAGAAACACACAAGAGUUCACACUGGAGAGAAGCCAUAUUGCUGUAAUGAAUGUGGAAAACAGUUUUCAGAGAUAGGCAAUCUUCAGAUACACACGAGAGUUCACACAGGAGAGAAGCCAUAUUGCUGUAAUGAAUGUGGUAAACAGUUUUCACAAAUGGACAGUCUUCAGAGACACACAAGAGUUCACAACAGAAUAAAAACAGUAGCAGUUAAAAAAUCAGUCCAGACAAACAAGAACCCUUCAGGGCUCAAGAGUGAGGUUCAGUCCUGUCCUGAAAAGUAAUCAAACUAAACUAUUAUUGAGAAAUAAAUCUCAAAGAGAAGCCAUAUGGCUGUUUGGAUUAUGGCAAACAAAUCUGUCAGAGCAGUACACUUCAGAGAUGCACCAGAAUUCCCACAGGACAGAAGUACAACUGAGCUGUCCUGACUAAAGAGUGAGGUUCACUCCUGACCGGACAGUAAGCACAUGUAACUGACAAAAAUCCAUCCUACUUAGUGUUGUGUCAAAAACAAAUCAACAUGGAGGAGACAUAGCAGUUUAUAUCUUUUUUCCUUUCCCAGAAACAAAAUAAAGAACAGGGCAUCAUACAAACGGCUUCUCACCAAAGCCCCUACAGCCUCCACCAUGUGCCUAGCUCUGUUUUCAUAACAUACGUAUUACAUAUAGAACUAUUUACAAUAUAUUUUAUACAAAUUUCAUUAGAAAAAAAAAAAAAAAC
Messenger RNA from Polypterus senegalus (gray bichir), 1692 nucleotides. RefSeq names its product oocyte zinc finger protein XlCOF20-like. Gene Ontology annotation, cellular component: nucleus. Bases 237 to 1256 code for a protein of 339 amino acids. The record is from RefSeq and is a predicted model, not a curated record. The transcript is spliced from 3 exons. NCBI's taxonomy places the organism in Eukaryota, Metazoa, Chordata, Cladistia, Polypteriformes, Polypteridae.